This is a messenger RNA of Schistocerca gregaria, 4728 nucleotides long. RefSeq names its product transmembrane protease serine 9. Gene Ontology annotation, biological process: proteolysis. Gene Ontology annotation, molecular function: serine-type endopeptidase activity. The coding region runs from base 200 to 1123 and encodes 307 amino acids. The transcript has 5 exons. Lineage: Eukaryota; Metazoa; Arthropoda; Insecta; Orthoptera; Acrididae. The record is from RefSeq and is a predicted model, not a curated record.
AGUUGCGCCGCGCAGCCUCCGCGAGCGCCGAUAAGCUAUCACUUUCACCUUCGCGGCGGCGCGGCGCGCCCCGCCAUUCCGCGAUGUAAACAGUGUUCGGCGGCCGUCGGCAGUGGGAGGGGGGCCGAGGUGCGCGUUUAAAAACUGUCGGCACCGCCAGGCGGGCACAGUGCAGCCAGUGGCUUGCGGAGGCGCGAUCAUGGCAGCGACACGCCCCACCACGUGCGGACCCACUGCGGCGUCGUUCGCUGUGCUACUGGUGGCUGCGGCUACCUGCGUGACGGGGGCGUCGGCUGCCCACAACUUGUCGGACGUGCAGUGCGGCCGGCAGUGGUCUCCGGGUCGUCGCGGCGCGCGCAUCGUGGGCGGCGAGUCGGCGGCCCCCGGGGAGUUCCCCUGGCUGGUGUCCAUCACGCGCCAGGGCGGGCACUUCUGCGGCGGCACGCUGCUCACACGACGCUGGGUCGUCACCGCCGCCCACUGCAUGUGCAGCGGCAGCGUGGAGCUGCCCAUCUCGCAGGUACGCGUCUCCGUGGGCGCGCACGAUCUGUCUGCGGCGCACCGCGGCGGCGGCGGCGGCGGCGGCGGCCCGGCGCUGGCGGUGGAGCGGCUGCUGGUGCACCCGGGCUACCGCUGCCGCAAGUUCGCGCACGACGUGGCGCUGCUGCGGCUCGCCGCGGAGGUCCGCUGGCGGCCCGACUCGGCGUGGCCCGCCUGCCUGCCGGCGCCCUCCGGGUCGCCAGGCUCCUCCAGCUUCUCGGGCCGCGAGGCCACGGCCGCCGGCUGGGGCUGGAUGCAGGAGAACCAGGGCGUGCGCGCAGACGUCCUGCAGAAGGUGAAUGUACAAGUAGUGGACAACGAGCAGUGCCGUGAUUGGUACAAAUCUCAAGGCAAGAAGACCAAAAUACUGGACUCGCAGAUCUGUGCUGGCUUUGAAGUCGGAGGCAAAGACUCCUGCUGGGCGGACAGCGGCGGCCCGCUGAUGGUGGCGGACGGAGGGCUGACCACGGUGGUGGGCAUCGUGUCGACGGGCAUCGGGUGCGCGCGGCCGCGCCUGCCCGGGCUCUACACGCGCCUCUCCGACUACGUCCUCUGGAUACAGGAGCACGUGCGCGAGCCCUAGCCCCCGCCGCUCGCCACCAGCUGGGGCCGACUGCCAGGCGCCGGACCACCGAGGACGCGACUGCACUGCCAAUCCGCCGCGCAGGAAACUUCAUUUCUUCUGCCUCUUCUUAAAGGACAAUCAGGCGCAUCAGCUCGAUACAGAACCCCUUUUCUAACGAAAUAGUCUCCAGUCUUCGGAAGUAGAUUACGUCAUUAUUCUCCACACUUAUUCCCUCUUACGCCCAGCCCACUGUAGCCCGAUUUAAAGUAGUUGGCGUUUGACAGCUAGCGUGUUUGUCUGCUACCUCUAGCAAUACACCAGUGAGAGCUGUGGUGGCACUAUGGGCACACGCUGUGUUGCCACUUGCUCUGCGUAAAGUAUAAUGCUUAUCAGUUCUCAACUAGAAAACUUACCCGGAUACGAAAAUGAGCCUAUUCCACGAAAAAAACCUAACUGCAUUUCUAAUUAAAAUGCAAAAAAUAUUUUUGACAUCCUUAGAAUCACUAUAGGUAUUUAUACCAUAAACGAGUAACAGAUUUUUUUGCCACUUCAAACUUCAUACCUGUUUCACGUAAAAACUAAUAUAAUCGCAGAAAACGCCGUUUCCCAGUGCUUGUACGUACCAAAGGAAUGUCGUAGAUAACUUUGGAAAGACCGGUCGUUUUGUAAUCAACAAAAACAAAACAUUGUUUCAUUGAGGUAUACAGUUUGCGAGAUGUGACGGAAUAAAUUUAAAGCUGAUUCCCAGACGGGUAACUGUUACUGGGUUUUAAAAAAUUAACUUAAUUGUGGAUAAAAACUUCUCGGUUUACAAGCAGCAAAACUUUAAAUAAAACACUCCAGCUUUCGACGACUGUCCCCGCCCCCAUCAUCAGGUCCGCCCCCGGUAGCUGAGUGGUCAGUGCGACGGAAUGUCAAUCCUAAGGGCCCGGGUUCGAUUCCCGGCUGACUCGGAGAUUUUCUCCGCUCAUCAUUUCAUCUCCAUCGACGCGCAAGUCGCCGAAGUGGCGUCAAAUCGAAAGACUUGCACCAGGCGACCGGUCUACCCGACGGUAGGCGCUCGUCACACGACAUUAUUAUUAUUAUUACCAUCAUCAGGAGUAAAAGCCACUCAGCGCAGGAGCCGGAACACUUAUAUAGAAAUCACAGAGGCAUCUGGAACCUUCCGGAGGGGGCCGAAGUCACGCUUGCUCGGAAAACGAGUUAGGCAGCUCAUAGCAGCUGCGGUCUGCCCAACGCUAACUGAACUUUAAGGUGAUGCUGAUCCGCCGGGGGGCCGGAAACGUCAGUUGGUGCAACGUGGGGCCCAAGAGAAAUGCGGGCCCUACAACGAACUUGUGACGUCAUACUACUGGACUUGUCCUCCACACUUCGUGAUCGCUCAGCUCCGUGCAGGGCCCACAGGAAAUCAAUAUGUAAUUGAAAAGGUACCCCCUAGAGGUCAUAACUUUGUCGUGUGUUACAGAGAGCUUGCAUGCAUUUAAACGCGCUGUCAAGAAUUAUUAAACUCCUCUGAAACAGUUACUCGCUCCCCGCCGGAGACUACGGAGACCACUCGCAUUCGAGCUUUGACGCACGCGAUAUGUCCUGUCUUUUUCGUGGGCCUCUGUGCGACAAGCCGGCGCCAGGUCUGCAGCUGUUGCUCGCGCCUACCUACAAGCGUCAAGCGUCCAUCUUUGCUUUCGUUCAAUAUCCAGUUGUCCGCCCCCAACAUAUUUCUAGCUUUAAGAAUAAAAUUUAGACUUGCUUAGUCACUACAGUGGCCUAUACCAUAUCUGAACUUCCUUACGCGAGUUUAAUAGAUUAAAGUGGAGUGUUGUGGUGCCUACCUAGUGACAAUAUUCGUCGAGACAACGACGCAACUUUGGUACUUUAAAAGUCAGAUGCCAACUAAUUUAAAUCAAACUGUAAUGAGCUCUAUCUCGACGAGGUGCCAGACUCUCUCUCACUUACUCUCUCAUUCAACUCCCCCCCCCCCCCUUCCUCUCUCUCUCUCACACACUCACACACACACACACACACACAACCUCAAUUUCGUACCACCUCAUAACAAGUGACAGAGCUCUCUCCUAUUGCAUAUCUGAAAUUUUCGACCUCCGACCAAGAUGUUGGUCUUUCCUGACACAGCUGUUUCCGACGGCAUUUCAAACACGUAAAACCGCACAAGCUUCAAGGGUUCAUUAAAAUUCCCUAAAGAUUGCCUCAAAAAUAAAAAGCCUCCAACAGUACAUGGUAAUGGUAUUCCUUCUUAGGCUUGUUUUUGGUGAGGUCUGCAGGAAAGCGUUCUUUUGCUACGAAAUGUGCCUCCCUGAACUGAUAGCCGCUGUUAACUUCUCUCGAAUAUGUAACACAGCACUACUUCGUCUUCUCUGUUUCAGCAACAUUUGUUUCUUUAUGUUGUUGUGUCGCAGUGAAUCUGUCUUAAUCAUGCAUUUCAUUAUCAUUAUUUAUUGGUAUUUAUUAAUUAAAGCUACGUUUUAGGAGCAAAAUAUAUUUAUAAGCUUUAAGAUAAGAAAUUUUGUUUGCUUUCAUGGGUUAAAGUUCCAUUUAGAGCUUUGGAAACAAGAUUAGAAUAUGAGUGGGCCAAAAUACUCUAUUAGUAUUUUUUUUGUCUGGGACUUGGAAAAUGAUCACUGAAAUUGCUCGGGCACACAGGGUAAUAUUAUAAGACUUCAGGUAAUUAGUAUAUUAUAAUGCGAAAAACUAUCUCAAUAUUUUAACGUACUGACGUCUUCCUCACAAAUAACGCUACUGAUUCAUAUUAUAAACAGAUCUCUUAUUGACCACUGAAAUGUCAAAGAUAGGACAAACAAUCUGUUCUUAAACUAACAUAAGGGCAGUAUUUUGUUGAAACUAAAUAAUUCGACCCAAAAUUGUAGGCUUCUGCGAAGUUAACAUCAUUCGAUGCUUUUUGGAAUCUAAGAGGAGAAUAUUUUUGUAAGGCUACAUGUGUAUGUUUAAAACUACUAUCUAUGCUACAUUGUACCUGAGUAUUAUUUACCACUUCCUGAUGAAGCAGAAAAGACGUAAGACUGUAUUGAAACCUACAGUUAUCGCUAUCCUAAAAUAACUGAGUUUACUGGUAUUUAUGUUGUGUCAAAAACUUUUUUUUUUACUAAACACCAACACUCAGUUAUUAUGCGUCACUGCGUUUCUAGUCAUUAGAGUGCCAACAUAUCAUCAAUGAAUUCUGAGUAACAUGGAUUCUGCAACAGAAAAUGCAUAACAUUACACUGAAUGCCAGAGUCGAAAACUUUUCCCAGAGUUCUGUAUUCUUUUUUAGAACAGUUCUUAUCAUUACUUUCAACUGCACCAUCGUGACGAUGAAAGAUUUCAAAGAAAAAUAUUAUUAGCAAAGUCAGCAACUAACUAAGUAAAUUAAAUUUCGUAUAUUAAACACAAAACAUAAAUACAAAAGUUCAGAUGAUGUGUUUCGGGUUUCUGCUGCAUAAUCCAUGUUACUUCUGAAUUUUACACGGGUAGCAACUUAUACGUAUCUCUUGUAUUUCAAUCAUAUUUUAAAACGAAAUUAUUGCAAAUGAAAUAUUAUUUGGAAACCUCUGUUAACAAAAAUUGUAUUCCUUGUCGUUCUUCAAAUGAAUAAAAAUGUUUAUGAUUACAAA